AUGCCUGGACUGGAAGGGUUGAAGCCCGAAAUCGCAUUGAGAUUCGGACCUGGUUAUGUUGGCUUCGACCACGUUACGUGGUACGUUGGAAAUGCAAAACAAACCGCCUCCUACUACAUUUCUCGUAUGAAUUUUACCCAGAUCGCCUACAAGGGACCCGAAAAUGGCUCUCCUUAUAUUGCUUCAUACGUUGUUGAAAAUGGGGAUGCACGAUUCGUUUUUAUUGCCCCUAUCUGUGGGCCUACGGAUGAGAGCGUUCCGGAAUCUGAGAAGAUUCUGUUGAGAGAGAUACAUGAACAUCUCACUAAACACGGCGAUGGUGUCAAGGAUAUUGCUUUUAGGGUCACCACAGAUGUCAAGGAAAUCUGGGACAAGGCUGUGAAGCACGGUGCCCGUCCGGUGGCUGAUCCUACCAUUGUCCAAUCUGAGUCUCCAUUCAGUGGUGAGAUCCAGAUGGCCACUAUCGGUGCAUAUGGAGAUACGACCCAUACAUUCAUCAAUCGAGAAACAUACAACGGUCCAUUCCUCCCUGGAUAUACGAUUGUAAACGAAAGGGACCUGAUCAAUAACCAUCUACCUGCAGUCAACUUCAUUGAUAUCGACCAUUGCGUUGGUAAUCAACCAUGGAAUGGAGUGGAUAAAGCUGUCAAAUUUUAUGAGGAGUGCCUUGAUUUCCACCGGUAUUGGUCAGUAGAUGAUAAUUUAAUGUGCUCUGACUAUUCCGCAAUGCGCUCGAUUGUUAUCGCAUCCCCAGAUGAAGUGAUCAAGAUGCCACUCAAUGAACCUGCUGUGGGGAAAAAGAGGUCUCAGAUUGAAGAAUUUGUCGAUUACUACAACGGAGCAGGUGUUCAGCAUAUUGCCUUCCGAACCGACGAUAUCAUCACUGCAGUCACGAACCUUCGCGAACGAGGAAUGCAAUUCCUCUCAGUACCUACCACCUACUACACUGAAAUCAGAGAGAAAUUGGAUCAAUCCAACCUGGUACUCAACGAAAGUGUCGAGCUUCUUCAAAAGCUAAACAUUCUUAUCGAUUUCGAUGAGGGGGGUUACCUUUUGCAGAUCUUUGCGAAACAUGUCCUCGAUCGCCCGACUGUAUUUAUUGAAAUCAUCCAGCGCAAUAAUUUUGACGGCUUUGGUGCUGGUAACUUCAAGGCCUUGUUUCAGGCUUUUGAGCGCGAACAAGCACUGAGAGGAAAUCUAUGA
Messenger RNA from Coccidioides posadasii C735 delta SOWgp, 1203 nucleotides. RefSeq lists its product as uncharacterized. Gene Ontology annotation, molecular function: 4-hydroxyphenylpyruvate dioxygenase activity. Lineage: Eukaryota; Fungi; Ascomycota; Eurotiomycetes; Onygenales; Onygenaceae. The record is from RefSeq and is a predicted model, not a curated record. Gene Ontology annotation, biological process: L-tyrosine catabolic process.